AUGGCGACACCCUUCCUCAUCUCCCACCCCUCCUCCCCCACCUCCGGCUCCGGACUUUCGCUCAAGCAGAUCGCCUACUUCGGCCGGGUACUGAUCAAGGUCUCGAGUCUCGCCCAGGCCGAGCAAUUCCUGCGCGAGAACUUCCGCACUCUCGAUGUCUUCGUCGAUGCAACGGAAAUCUCCUCUGCCGGCGAUCUCGUCGAUAUCCUCAACGCCGGUGCCGCCAAGAUCUUGAUCAACUUGGACCAAUUGACCACCCUCUCCGAAGAACAAUCCGUGCCCUCGUCCCGUCUGCUCGUCAACGCCCUGUCAGACACUGAAUUGGAUACUUUCCAGCAAUGGAUUGCCGUCAAUGCCGAGCGCAAUGAAGCCAGUGUCUGCACUGUACCUUCCACCGUCCCCGCCGCCGCCGAAAAGUUGAAGAUUAGCUCGGACUCCCCACGACUCUUCACCACCUUUGGUACUCAGACAGUAUCGGAGGAUGCCAUUACACAGGUCACAAAGCAGGGUGCGAUUGCUAUCAUUCCCUCACAGGCUUUGACCGUUGAGCGGGAUGUGGCUGGCCACAUCUCUGCCGCUAAGCUUAUUGCGUCGACCGCUGUGACUGACCAGGCUAAUGGCCUGUAUGCCACUUCUGUCACUGAUGAGCGCGGAGCUUGUUUGGGCUUUGUUUGGAGCAGCGACGAGAGCAUUAUCGAGGCCUUGCGUACUGGCACCGGUGUUUACCAAAGCCGGAAGCGUGGUCUGUGGUACAAGGGCCAGUCCAGCGGGGAUGUGCAGGAGUUGAUCCGCAUUGGCUUCGACUGUGAUUCCGACUGUUUGGUCUUUGUUGUCAAGCAAACUGGACGUGGAUUCUGCCACCUUGGUACUGAAACCUGCUUCGGCCCAUCUACUGGUCUGUCUCGUCUCCAAAAGACUCUGGACGCCCGCAAGGCGGAUGCUCCCGCAGGAUCAUACACCGCGCGUUUGUUCAAUGAGCCUAAGCUCAUCGAUGCUAAGAUCAUGGAGGAGGCUGAUGAGUUGUGCCGUGCGGACACCAAGGAGGAGAUUGCUUUCGAGGCCGCCGACCUGUUGUACUUUGCCUUGACCAAGUGCACUGCCGCCGGUGUUAGCCUACAGGAUAUCGAGCGAAACCUUGACCUCAAGAGCUUAAAGGUGAAGCGGAGAAAGGGCGAUGCUAAGGGACCUUGGGCUGAGAAGGCCGGCCUGGCCAAGCCUGAGUCGAAGCCUGCCCCUGCCCCUGCCCCCGCCCCUGUCGAGGAUCGCACAUCUCGAAUUGAGAUGAAGCGUGUGAUCACUGCCUCUACUACUCCCCAGGUAGUCACCGAUUACCUCAAGCGUCCUUCCCAGAAAUCCAACGAAGCCAUUGUCAACCUGGUCAAGCCAAUCAUCCAGGAUGUCCGCGAUGGCGGCGACGCUGCAGUGCUCAAAUACACCCACAAGUUCGAGAAUGCUACAUCACUCACCUCCCCCGUUAUCCACGCACCCUUCCCCGCUGAACUCAUGAAGCUGUCCCCUGAUGUCCAGGAGGCAAUUGAUAUCAGCAUUGGCAACAUCGACCGCUUCCACUCCGCACAGAUGGGAAGCAAUGAAGCCCUCGAGAUGGAGACCAUGCCCGGUGUCGUCUGCUCUCGCUUCUCCCGCCCUAUCGAGCGUGUCGGUUUGUACAUCCCUGGUGGCACCGCUGUACUGCCCUCCACUGCCAUGAUGCUGGGUGUUCCCGCCAUGGUGGCAGGCUGCAAGAAGAUCGUCCUGGCCUCGCCUCCUCGCUCCGAUGGCAGCAUCUCCCCUGAAAUCGUCUAUGUCGCCCACAAGGUCGGUGCUGAGAGCAUUGUCUUGGCUGGCGGUGCCCAGGCUGUAGCCGCCAUGGCCUACGGCACCGAGAGCAUCACCAAGGUCGACAAGAUCCUUGGUCCAGGUAACCAGUUCGUGACGGCCGCAAAGAUGUUCGUGUCCAACGAUACCUCCGCAGGCGUCAGUAUCGACAUGCCCGCCGGUCCCAGUGAAGUCCUCGUGAUCGCCGACAAGACCGCCAAUCCGGCCUUUGUUGCAUCCGACUUACUCAGCCAGGCCGAGCACGGCGUCGACUCACAGGUGAUCCUCAUCGCUGUCGACCUGAACGAGGCCGAGCUGAGUGCAAUUGAAGAUGAAGUCGAUGCCCAGGCCAAGGCCCUGCCUCGCAUGGAUAUCGUCCGCGGCUCCCUUGCGCACUCCGUCACCUUUGUCGUGCGCGAUAUCAACGAGGCCAUGACCCUCAGCAACGACUACGCGCCCGAGCACCUGAUCCUGCAGGUCCAGGACGCCGAGUCUCUUGUCAAGGAUGUCCAGAAUGCCGGUAGUGUCUUCAUCGGCGCCUGGACCCCCGAGAGUGUUGGCGAUUACUCCGCCGGAGUCAACCACUCGCUGCCUACCUACGGCUAUGCCAAGCAGUACUCGGGUGUCAACCUCGGCUCCUUCCUGAAGCACAUCACCAGCUCGAACCUGACCGCCGAUGGCCUGCUCGGUCUCGCCAAGACGGUUGAGACCCUCGCCGCUGUGGAGGGCCUGGAGGCACACAAGCGUGCCGUGAGCAUUCGUGUUGCUCACAUGAAGAACCAGUCAUAG
Messenger RNA from Penicillium robsamsonii, 2604 nucleotides. Its product is annotated as histidine biosynthesis protein HIS4. NCBI's taxonomy places the organism in Eukaryota, Fungi, Ascomycota, Eurotiomycetes, Eurotiales, Aspergillaceae. The record is from RefSeq and is a predicted model, not a curated record. The coding region runs from base 1 to 2604 and encodes 867 amino acids. Gene Ontology annotation, molecular function: phosphoribosyl-ATP diphosphatase activity; metal ion binding; phosphoribosyl-AMP cyclohydrolase activity. Gene Ontology annotation, biological process: L-histidine biosynthetic process. Gene Ontology annotation, cellular component: cytoplasm. The transcript is spliced from 3 exons.